Larimichthys crocea (large yellow croaker) is the source of this 4604-nucleotide messenger RNA. It is a transcript of the gene snx27b, whose product is annotated as sorting nexin 27b. The record is from RefSeq and is a predicted model, not a curated record. NCBI's taxonomy places the organism in Eukaryota, Metazoa, Chordata, Actinopteri, Sciaenidae. Gene Ontology annotation, biological process: endocytic recycling; intracellular protein transport; signal transduction. The transcript is spliced from 13 exons. Gene Ontology annotation, molecular function: phosphatidylinositol-3-phosphate binding; protein binding. Gene Ontology annotation, cellular component: early endosome. Bases 268 to 1974 code for a protein of 568 amino acids.
UACAGUCACUAGCUGACUCUCAGCUCUCCUGCCUACAUUCAUGUGGCCUACCCACACCCAGAGAGGAGUCUGGAGUGACCCACAUGGAACGCAUCCCGGGGCGGUUUCGCGGAUCAUCGGAAACUUUCGGCUUUUUCCGGCGAUCUCGGUCAGUUAGCUAGCCAAGCCUGAUUAGCCUGCUACUACUACCAGCUAAUGUUUGUCGGAUGUUUCUCCCCGGGCUGAACCGGAGCGGAUGAUACACACAGAGUAAACAAAAACAAAACAAUGGCGGACGUCGAGGGACAGGGGGUUUGUUCAUCGGUCCCUCCGUUGCCUCAGCCUUCCUCUCGUAACGGCUCCGGUAGCGGUAACGUUACACCGGGCACCGGCGGCAGCUGCCAGACGGCAACCACCGUUACCUCAGGCCCACGGCUAGUCCGGAUAGUGAAGUCCGACUCGGGAUAUGGUUUCAAUGUUCGGGGACAAGUUAGUGAAGGUGGGCAACUACGGAGUAUUAACGGGGAACUGUACGCUCCGCUGCAACACGUUAGUGCCGUGCUACCGGGAGGUGCCGCCGACAGAGCCGGUAUCUCGAAGGGGGACCGGAUCCUUGAAGUUAAUGGCGUGAAUGUAGAGGGAGCGACCCACAAGCAGGUGGUGGACCUGAUCCGGGCUGGAGAGAGGGAGCUGGUCCUGGCCGUGCUGUCAGUACCACCGCAGGAGGCUGACUGUCUGGAUCCCGGAGACGAUGUUUCAGCACAGUCCUGCUAUGACUACUCUGACAAGCAGGCAGUCCCGAUCUCUGUGCCGAGCUACAAACACACUGAGCUCAACCAAGAAAAAUUUGUGGUAUAUAACGUGUACAUGGCAGGCAGGCAGCUAUGCUCCAAACGUUACCGCGAGUUUGUGAUCCUGCACCAAAACUUAAAGAGGGAGUUUGUCAACUUUACGUUCCCCAAGCUACCUGGGAAAUGGCCAUUUUCCCUGUCGGAGCAGCAGUUGGACGCGCGACGCAGAGGCCUGGAGGAAUACCUGGAGAAAGUGUGCUCUGUGCGGGUAAUCGGAGAAAGUGACAUCAUGCAGGAGUUCCUCUCUGAGUCAGAUGAGAACUAUAACGGCGUGUCCGAUGUGGAGUUGAGAAUAGCCAUGCCCGAUAAAACCACGCUCACUGUCAGAGUUCGCAAAAACUCCACCACAGAUCAGGUCUAUCAGGCCGUGGUCAUGAAACUAGGGAUGGACAGUGUAACAGCCAGCUACUUUGCUCUUUUUGAGGUCAUCAACCACACCUUUGUGCGUAAGCUUGCCCCCAACGAGUUCCCCCACAAACUCUAUGUACAGAACUAUACCUCAGCCAUCCCAGGAACCUGCCUCACCUUGCGCAAGUGGCUCUUUACUACAGAAGAGGAGAUUCUGCUCAACGACAACCAGCUUGCUGUGAACUACUUCUUUCACCAGGCAAUGGAUGAUGUGAAGAAAGGCUUCAUCAAAGCAGAGCAGAAGUCCUACCAGCUGCAAAAGCUAGCAGAGCAGAAGAAGAUGUCCAUGUACCUCAGUUUGUUGAGGGGUUGCGAAGGCUACAAUGAGAUCAUAUUCCCCCACUGUUCCUGUGACUCCCGACGCAAAGGCCACGUCAUUACAGCCAUCAGCAUUCACCACUUCAAGCUGCACGCCUGCACCGAGGAAGGGACACUCGAGAACCAGGUGAUUGCGUUUGACUGGGGGGAGAUGCAGAGGUGGGACACAGAUGAAGAGGGCAUGGCCUUCUGUUUUGAAUAUGCGCGAGGAGAGAAGAAACCACGCUGGGUCAAGAUAUUUACGCCCUAUUUCAACUAUAUGCAUGAGUGCUUCGAAAGAGUCUUCUGUGAGCUGAAGUGGAGGAAGGAGGUGGAAGAGGAGGCUACAGACAAGGACAAUAAGAACUGCAGUAAAGAUGGUAUGUGUGGCAAGAAUAUUUUCCAGCUGUUGAGGCACAGAAGGGAUGGAGGCACCUAGGAAGGGAGAUCGUUACCUCUUAACAAGACACCGUCAUCACCAACUCGGCUCAGUUCGGCCCUCAUCUAGCCCCAGACCCAGCAACACUCAGCUAUAAACCACAUGGUCAUCAUUUACACACCAUCAGCUACAACCCGAAAAGCCACCCCCGAUACAUGCAAACCAACAAGCAUCUGCGACUGAACAAGCUACAGACACAUGAACCAGAACUCUUGAAUCCAGCACAUCAUAAUCAUGCAUUAAGCAGAGCUCUGUCAAAAAGAAAUGACGCCUCUAUAGACUUAAAGUCGUGGAUUAAUGCAAGCCUUCUUCUUACUGGCAGGGACUUGAAGUGGAAUAUGACGUGUACAUGAGGAGGUUUGGAGCUUCUGUUGAAGUAAUCCUACCGGGAAGUGAAUAUGGUGGACUAAUAAGGGAAAGUGAAAGCUGUUAGUGCUCGCUAAGGGGAACACAGAUAACACAUGAUCAGCUACACUGAGGGUUAACCACAGGAAGACACUUAGUUUCUCAGUGUACAAAUCAGAGCAGCAGCGUCUUUUUUUUUUUUGUCUUUUUUGGCCAGUUGUUAGCGUGCAAAGUGCGUUUGUGCAUGUUAACUAUGCGUGCGUGGUGCGCCAAAAGCCAUGGGGCCGACCAGAGCGAGGCCCUCAGAAUGUAGAAGUCACGACUGAAUUAUGUGUCAUGCAUAAAUUUUCAUCGGUUUGCCGCUAGAUUUGCAUUUCUAAAAGAAAACUAUUAACAUUGUAAUGUGAGAAGGGAGAGAGAAAGCGGACAUUUUCUAGGAUUGUUAGACGCUAUUUUUAUUUUUUUUCUGUCAUAGAUUUGGCUGCACAGAGCACACAGCUGUGAGGGAAGUAAGCAGGAACAUGUUAAACGUUAGACUAAUGUUGCACUUUAUCCAACAGUAUUAACAACCUACAAAUGUGGGAAAUGUAACUUAAGAAGCAGAUAAUGGACAUGCAUAAUACUGGAAUUAGCCUGUACUGACUACAGUGUGAUUUUAUACUGCAUCAUCUCAUUUUAAGUGCAGUGUGCAGAGCCAUGCAUUAAAUGUUUCUUUAUUUAUAGUAUUAUAUAAACACUCCAUGCUAAUGUUUCGAGGCCAUUGUAGAGCAGCAGCGAUGCGGAGCACUGAUCAGACAAUGUAGUACGACAUGUUUAGUGUGCAUUACCCAUAUGAGACAGCAGGGGUCCUUCUCCUCCUACAUGCUCUCUCUUUAAGGCAGUGAUUACUUUCUCUCUGAGAGCAGGAUUUACAAUGGGUUUGUAAUUUAAAAGCAGCACUAUUUAUCUCUGUAGCUGGUCCUCAUGCACUCCAGAUCCAGGUUAAAUGGGAAGAGUAUUUCGUAGUGAAAAGGGUAGCUUGCAUCAGUAGCAUGACACAUAUGAAGAUAACUGCACAUUCACUAAAUGCUUUGUAGCAGCUGAGCACAUAACUGCUGUAUAAUGUAAUAGUAAACAGUGUAAUGUCCCUCUAAAUGAGCCUGGUUAAUGUUCUCAUCCCUAGAAUAAUAAUAAUAACCUAAUUUUCUGAUGAUGCAGUGGUGACUGCAGACUGACAAUAUAAACAUAAAAUAAUGCAAUUGCAGGUUAUUACACUAUCAAACCAUGACACUCUUAACUUAAUGCUGACAUAAAAUAACAAUUUAGUUGCACUACCACUUUAUUCGUCAAAUCUAAAUAGCUUUAUUGCAUUGUCAACUCAUUUAGGAGGACAUUUUUUCUUACAUUUCUUACAAGUUCUUACUUAAUCUGAAGGAUAUUACAUGUUCAAUAGCUACUAGCUUUUAUAGGAUGAGCCUUCCUGGUGAUGCCAUGGAUUAUCAUGAUGGUGAUAAGUACAUUUUCCAUUUUCCAAUAUGUUGCACAUCAUCACAUAGUUAAUUUAUGUACAAAUCACAUGUAAGACCAUCAAACUGAUGCUCAAAUAAUACGAUAAGGUCAUGUGAUCAUGAUAUGAUGCCAAUGAAUGUCAGUAUAUCAUAUUAUUCAGUUAUCGCCCAGCCCUAACUCCUGUUUAGCUCGUAAUGAGGAUAUCAACAGUAUUUUGUGUUUUCUACAAGCAAGCAAAGAGUCAUACAUCAGAGGCUGUUACUAAGGGUGCUUGUUAGAACAACGGUGCUGUUCACAAAAGCCAUUUUAGCUGAUGAAUGAGCUUCAGUAGACCUUGGAGAUUGUGUAAAAAAAAAAAAAGUUUAAUUAAAUGUGUUGAGCCUUGAAUUGAGAGACUGAAUGUGCAACCCUAAAGGCUGAACGAACUUCCCAGGAUUCUUGUCUGUUUACUGGACCGUAUCUGGCGUGUUCGAUUGUCUGAUAUAGUCUGAUCCGGCCACCUCCAAGUGUUGCACCCCCACCCUCUUUCUCUCUCUCAUUCUGACUAAAGUUAAGUGUCACUAACAUUAUUUAUUUCAGUAAGAUACAAUGUUAAAUUCAGUGUCUCUGUUGUUAAGUUUUUCACCUGAUAUGGUUUGGCUUUUUAGAGAGCCACACUAAGAAGAGGAUGGAGAUUGACAACCUGCAGAUUCUUUGAAAUGUUGAAAUGUAAAAUUUAAGACAAAGUGUUUGGUUACGUUGCUUACUGUAAUAAAUUGUAACAUAUUCUUUUAAAUAAACCGAUUUAUUGAUGCAAA